Nicotiana tabacum (common tobacco) is the source of this 725-nucleotide messenger RNA. RefSeq lists its product as uncharacterized. The record is from RefSeq and is a predicted model, not a curated record. Lineage: Eukaryota; Viridiplantae; Streptophyta; Magnoliopsida; Solanales; Solanaceae.
GAAUCCAGUGUCCAUUUCAAGAAGCACAUCUUUCCUUUUUUCUCUCUCAAAAGUUCCGUAGUUGAAGCUUAUUUUUCCCUUCAGGCGCUUUUUUUCUUAAUUUGCAGAAGCCUGUGAGCAAAAGCACAUCUCUGCUUGAAUGGUUGAUACCAUCAAAAGUUUGAUGCCCACUGUUCUUUACUACUCGUUUCUCCUCUCCUUUGGCUCUGUUAAAGAAGCCUGGUACUAUCGUUGUAUUGGCCUUGACCCUUGAGAUAGAUUUUCAUAUAAAACUAUCCCGUUGUCUUCCUUGUGUCCAAUAACUGCAGUGUUAUUGAUAGAUUUAAAUGGAGAGAAAGUUGAUGAAAUCAUUUUCUGAGAAGAUAUGCAUGCAGAAGGCAAUAAAGAAAGGGGAGGAGAAUAAGAAGGUGAAGAAUAAUAGUACUAGGUUGUUGAUUACAGUAAAUGUGUUGGGAAGUGCUGGGCCGUUAAGGUUUGUAGUGAGUGAGAAUGAUAAGGUUGCUGUGGUCGUUAACACUGCUCUCAAACAAUAUGCUCGUGAGGGCCGACUUCCGAUUCUGAGUUCUAACGUCAACGAUUUCUUUCUUUACACAACCAAUGCUGGAAUUGAUGCUCUGGGACCAUUGGACUCGAUAGGAUUAGUAGGAGUGAGAAAUUUCAUCCUUUGCAAGAAGCAAAAACAGCCACUGAUGACAGAAGGAAGGGCAAAUGGGAUUGCUCAGAAU